Eutrema salsugineum is the source of this 951-nucleotide messenger RNA. RefSeq names its product nicotinamide/nicotinic acid mononucleotide adenylyltransferase. Lineage: Eukaryota; Viridiplantae; Streptophyta; Magnoliopsida; Brassicales; Brassicaceae. The record is from RefSeq and is a predicted model, not a curated record. Gene Ontology annotation, molecular function: nicotinamide-nucleotide adenylyltransferase activity; nicotinate-nucleotide adenylyltransferase activity. Bases 112 to 822 code for a protein of 236 amino acids. Gene Ontology annotation, biological process: NAD+ biosynthetic process. The transcript has 9 exons.
GACUUCUCUUUUAUUCUUUGCCGUCGUCGUCUUUUCUCUCUCUCUCUAUCUCUCUCCCAUUAUCAUUCGCCUGAGUAAUCUUUACAGGGGCAGAUUCGAUCGUAAAUAUCAAUGGAUGUCUCCUUACCAGUCGAGAAAUUAUCUAUUGGAACAAAACCUGAGGACAAAACUUAUGUAGUGCUUGUGGCAACUGGGAGUUUCAAUCCUCCUACUUACAUGCAUUUACGCAUGUUUGAGCUGGCGAGAGAUGCAUUACACUCAAUGGGAUUUCAUGUUCUUGGAGGCUAUAUGUCCCCUGUAAAUGAUGCAUACAAGAAGAAGGGCCUCUUAUCUGCAGAGCAUCGUUUAGAGAUGUGUAAUCUAGCCUGCAAAAGCUCCGACUUUAUAAUGGUUGAUCCGUGGGAGGCAUCUCAAAACGGCUACCAACGAACUUUGGUGGUUUUAUCAAGGGUCAAGACUUUCCUUACAAACAAUCAACUUGUACCCGAGGAAUCUCUCAAAGUCAUGCUAUUAUGUGGCUCGGAUUUACUGGAAUCUUUCUGCACUCCCGGUGUCUGGAUCCCUGAACAGGUAAAGACAAUUUGUGAAGACUAUGGCAUUGUGUGCAUCCGUAGAGAAGGACAAGAUGUUGAAAAUAUGAUCUUUGGUGACAAAAUCUUAUACGAAACCCGUGAUAACAUCAGAAUCGUCAACAAUUUUGUUCCUAAUCAGAUCAGUUCGAGUAGAUUAAGGCAAUGCAUUUCGCGAGGAUUAUCGGUUAAGUACUUGACUGAAGAUGGAGUAAUAGAUUAUAUCAGACAACAUCAACUUUACACUGACUGAGCUCACAUGACAAAAGCUGAGAGGAUCAAUAUUACUACUACACAACCCAUUCAAAUAAUCUUGUGUUAUAAACAGAUGUAAUCAUACCUCGAUAUUUUUUAUAUGAUUACUUAUCAAAUUUUUGCAUCA